CUCAGACGGGGGUGGUGUUGGUUUCCAUCACACCAGGCCGCCUUCUUGCCUCGGCUCCUCGUCAGGUUCGAUCCGGCUCGACCCGCCUUUCCUCCGCUGGCCUGACUCGGUCCGCCUGGAUGACUGACGGGUUGGUUUCUGGCGUUCCCCAGGGUUUUGUUUUUCCUUUUCUACUGACUGCCGCGCCGUUCUGGAUGUGAACAUGUCGGGAAUUAAUGGCGACCAGCUGCACCGCUCCACCUUGGGGAUUUACUCGAGUCUGACUGAUGAGCUCAACCCCAGUCUACAGAAACUGCUUUCACUGGGAAACCACUUUGCCCGUGCCUUCAGAGACCUUGUUGUCAGCAGCGAGGCUUACUUCACGGCGCUUUCAAAGAUCGGAGAGAGAGCUUUCUACUCCUCAUCGUCCCGCUCCCUGGGAGAUGUCCUGAUCCAGAUCGCCGACAGCCAGCGGAGACUCACCAAGGAGCUGGAGGGAGUGUUCCGCAACUUCAGUGUGGAAGUCCUGCAGGUGAUGGAGAGCAGCGUUCAGAUGGACUUCGACUACAUCUCACACAGCAGGGUGACGUACGAGAGGGAAGUCCACAAGCAGGCGGCGGCGGCUCAGCAGAGGCAGCGGAGAGGAGGAACCGGCCAGGUCUGCUUGUUUUCUUUCCCCCUUUUCUUCUCAACUGGAGCGAAACGCUUCCUGAUGUCUCUGCUGCUGGGUUUGAUGCAUAUCUGCACCGUCCGUCCUCAGGAGUACCUGCAGUUUCUGAAGGAGAGCCACCAGGAGGCGCUGCAGGAGGAGGACAGGCGGUACCGCUUCCUUGCUGAGAAACACUGCGGCCUCGUACAGUCCUUGGGCCUCAUCAUGAACAAGAUCUCAGGGCCUCUCCUGCAGAAAACCGAUGUCUGGACGGAGGAGGUCGACGCCACCAGGCGAGCUGAGCUCCAGCGACCCGCUGCUGUGGACAACGCUGGAGGGAUGAGGGCGGAGGACAUCAGACAGAUCCGAGAGGAGAUGACUCUGGGCAAGAUACCGUCAAGAGCGCCAUCCCCGGUGGGAAGCGUUUAUCGCUCCAGAGGCGGCGGCGGCGGCGGAGCUGUGACCAUGAGGGCCAAGGCGCCGCACCAGCCCUCCAACUCCAACCCCACCCUGCUGCCCUUCUCCAAGGGGCAGAUCAUCACUGUGAAGUCCCGGCAGCCCCGGAACGGCUGGCUCUACGGAUACGCCGAGAACGGCUCAGGUCAGGGGUGGUUUCCAGCCUCCUACGUAGAAGAGGUUGAUGAUCCUCCGAUGUCGUCCAGCUCCUGGAACUACACUCUACGGAGCGGCAGCAGCAUGAGCGACCUGCUGGACCAACCAGGAGUGAGCAGCAGCAGCAGGACCAGCAGCGCCAUGAGCAGCAUGUUCGACCAGCCGAAACCCAGCAGCAGCAGCAGCAGCAGCAGCAGGAGUGGAGCCCCACCUCCUCCGCCUCCUCCACCCACACAGUCCUCAUCUAAGUCGCAGUCAGGAAGAUCGCAGAACGAACUCUUCCCGAGGGGCACCAAUCCGUUCGCCACGGUUAAGCUGAAGCCCACUCACACCAACGACAGAUCUGCUCCGGUACUAUACCGGAGAUGACUUCUCGACGAGGGAAGAGGCGUUUCCGUUUAGUUUGACAGGUGGACGAUUGGUGAUGGCUGUUUUAUUGAACCACAGCAUUAUCUGUGUGCCAUAAUAAUGCCUUUUAACCCAAAAACAAAACAAAAAUACAUCAUAUUUGUUUUUUGUUUUUUUUUCUUAUAGUCGUAUUCUUUCCUGCAGAUUAAUUUAACCAGAUGUUAGAUCAACUUGACAACUAUCAUCAUGUGAAUGAGUGAAGCAGUUAGUCUUUUAAAAUUUUAAUACCUCUUGUGGGGUUUUUAUUUUUAUUUUUUUUACAAUUUUUUGUAUUGUUACAAGCACAAACGUCAAUGUGUUUGAUUUAAAGUGUAUGUGUAAGACAGAGCACACUUUGUAAUUUUUGAGGAGGUUCUCAUCGGACGGACGUGACGUGGAAUUAAAAUGCUGCAUCAUCUGCGAACAUCAGUUUUAAAAUCUAGGUUUGGACUUUAACUAGGCCACAGAAACAGUAUGUUUUGGUCCAAGCGAGAGGUUCCUCAAACAGCAUUGGCUCCUGGCCUGUGACUCACUUUAAAAACCCAAACAUUACUACAAAAUUUGUAAAGAAACAUUAAAUUUUACAUUUUAUUUUUCUAAUUUUUAUUCACCAUUCAGUAAUUAUUGCAUUGAUUUAGCAUGAAUGCUGCCUCUUGUCUUCUGAUUUUAGUUGGCAGUGAGUUUUUUCACCACAGUUGUGAUAAAAAAAAAGUAAUACCUUUUAUAUCAAUCCUAUCAAAUUGUAUUUAUUCUCCAUGGUUUAGUUUUUUUGUUUUUAGUAGCAUCAGAGCAAUGCUGCUGGACAGUUCCUUCUUUCUUUCCAGCUUGAGUAGCAAAGCAACUUGACAAAUUUUUCUGGCAGCCAAUCAAAGAAAUAAGAGCGGCAAAUAACGGUUUCCUGAAUUUCCCCAAUUUUUGAAAAAUAAAGGUUGUUUCUAUCUCCAUCUUUAGUAAGUUAUUUUAACACAUUUUAGAAUAAUGACUGGGGGGGAAAAACCCAGCAAAAUUCAGAAAAAUUUAAUUCACGUUCAUUAAAUUUUGUUCCCCUCAUUUAUUUUUUUUUACUUUCUUACACCUUCUGGUGUUUGUCGUUCUUCCUCGAUGUUCUCCAACCUACUAAUUGGGCAACUUUUGAAGGCAACUGAUUGCGUUUGGGUUCUAUUCAGCAGAACAAUGAAACAAUAAUCACAGUUUGAAACAAAGACCAUAAACUGUCGCAUAAAGUCGUAGUAAAAUACAUUGAAGUUUGUGGUUUCAAAAUGAUAAAAAUAUAAAAAGAAAAAAAAAAUCUAUUCCGAUUUUGGGAAUCAUAUGCGUUCAAAUGUAUUUAGCUGUAGAUAGCUUGUGUCGUUUCACAGCUCUAUAUCAGUUCUCUUUUGUUCCUGAUUUUUUUCUUCCUGCAUCUGCAGCUCCAUUUAUACCUACAUGUCCUGAUGAGAUUAUAGUUCUGUCGCUAAAUAUUAAAUGUGCCGCGAAUGCACUUCUAGAAAAUAAUGGAACCCGAGGCAGAUCAUGUAAAAACUCUGGUGUUAUGCCAUCUGUCUGGGAUGAUCACUGAUUUGAAAUUCAAGCGAAUUACGUCCAAAUAUCAUGUCUUCCUCAUUGCUAAAUUCUGGGAAUAUUAAUAAAGCCUGCUGCAUUUGUUUUCGUUCUCUAAUGAAGCAAAUUAAUGGGAGUUUAAUGUAGCAUAGCGGGAGGUUUUUAUCGCUAUUUAAGAAAUAACCUCUCAUUUUUGUGGUCCCAGUCGUCAAUGGCUCCCCGUUUAACAGUGCGCUGGAGCAAGUAGUGAAUUUAUUGACAGUCGGUGCAGUUCAGAUCUUUUUGCUCAGGCACCACAAUGGCCUACUAAAAAAAAAAAAAAAGAUCUAAGAUUCCUGCGGCGCUUAUUUGGGUCCUCCACUGGGCAUACUUAACCUAAAUUGAACCUUGGUGUGAAUCCAAUUGUGCUAAUGGCUUGACAGCAUCCUGGCUCUUCUGAGGAAAGACUCCGGCUACUUGGGAUGUUGUGGCCUUUUUAUCUCGUCCUCAGCAGAGAAUGUACAUUCAUAAAUCGGGACUUCAUCUGCUUGUUUUCCGGGAGUCUUUUACUAAUGAGGGCUAACAAAGUGGCACCUAUAACCAGCCUAAGUGCGCUUCUUGUUGUGCUUUCUAAGUAACAGCAGAAGGAGGUGAAAGAAAACCAGAAGCAAGUCAACACAAACUCCCAGUGCUAAUUUUGAGCUUUUAAUGAUUAGUCGAUGUUUUCAGCACAAAAUGGCUUGAUGGCAAACAAGUUAAAUGACUUUAAAGGUGAAUUUGGUGCAUAAGUUUGAGUUUAUUCAGUGUUUUUUCUCUAUUGAGUCCUAAUAAGCUCCAAAAUAUACAUAACACCUUUAAAAAUAUGUGGCUAAAUACUGGUUAGCAAGUCACGUUUGGUGUAAUUCUAGCUGGAUAUUUGCCUAAUCCGGUUGCAGAUUUUGCAGGAUUAAUUAGACCUUAGGCUUUUUUUUCUUUUUUUUUUAGUUCACUCCAAAUAUUUUUCAAAAAUGUUGAUAGAAACCUGAAUUUAGAUUACUGGGAUUUUAUAUGAUCUUGAAACAAAAAUUGGACAAAACGAUCCAAAACAAUCCAAGAAUCAAAAAGUGUCUUUCAAACCUUUUAACUUAAUCAGCUGAUUCUGGUUGUUCAAACAAGACGGAGAACAAGUUAGGA
Poecilia latipinna (sailfin molly) is the source of this 4318-nucleotide messenger RNA. Its product is annotated as brain-specific angiogenesis inhibitor 1-associated protein 2-like protein 2. NCBI's taxonomy places the organism in Eukaryota, Metazoa, Chordata, Actinopteri, Cyprinodontiformes, Poeciliidae. Gene Ontology annotation, biological process: plasma membrane organization; positive regulation of actin filament polymerization; actin filament bundle assembly. The record is from RefSeq and is a predicted model, not a curated record. Gene Ontology annotation, molecular function: protein binding. The transcript has 13 exons. Bases 203 to 1609 code for a protein of 468 amino acids. Gene Ontology annotation, cellular component: nucleoplasm; cytosol.